Thalassophryne amazonica is the source of this 496-nucleotide messenger RNA. RefSeq lists its product as uncharacterized. Gene Ontology annotation, molecular function: cysteine-type endopeptidase inhibitor activity. NCBI's taxonomy places the organism in Eukaryota, Metazoa, Chordata, Actinopteri, Batrachoidiformes, Batrachoididae. Bases 48 to 338 code for a protein of 96 amino acids. The record is from RefSeq and is a predicted model, not a curated record. The transcript is spliced from 3 exons.
AGCAAACAUUUCUGCUGGGAUCCUGGUCAAACACCAAUCCAAACUCCAUGGACGUCCAGAACGCCACUUAUCACUGUGUGGACAUGUUCAAUACCAAGUCGAAGGCCAAGAAAAUCUUCAAACUCGUCUCUGUCGAUUCUGCUCAAAUUCAGGUGACCAGCGAGAUAAACUACAGGAUUGAAGCAAUCCUGGCAAGAAGUAACUGUCUGAAGGUUGACUAUGACAAAUGGAACUCCUGCAAUCUGGAAAAAAGGCGCCUGAAGUGCACCUUUAACGUGGCUUCCCAUCCCAACAAAGAGAAAUACAACAUGCACAAAUUCUCUUGUAACAAAAUGUAAAUUUGGAAAAUGUUUUAUCUUAUCUUUUAUUAAUGCUACAAUUUUACAGCUUGACUUUUCUUUUAUACAAAGCAGAUAGUUUCUGACGUAAUAAAGCUUUUAUAACUGUUGUGUCUUACUGGAUGUUGGCUGAUGAAGAAAAACAAGAUGUGAUGCGG